CUUCAUGCAUGAACCCUAACUAAGUUCUUCUUCAUAUUCUUCUUCUUUUAUACCUCUCACAAGUACUUACUAAAUUUUUCUGCGAAUUCGAUGAAUAAUAACUGGCUAGGUUUCUCUCUCUCUCCUUAUGAUCAAAAUCACCACCGUGCCGACGUGGACUCAUCCACCACCACAACCGCCGUAGAUGUCGUCGGAGAAUACUGCUACGAUCUGGCCACUGCUUCCGAUGAGUCUUCAGCCGUUCAAACAUCGUUUUCUUCUCCCUUUGGUGUCGUCCUCGAUGCCUUCACCAGAGACAACAAUAGUCACUCCCGAGAUUGGGACAACAAUGGUGCUGCAUGCAAUAACAUCCACAGUAAUGACCAAAAUGGACCAAAGCUUGAGAAUUUCCUUGGCCGUACCACCAAGAUUUACAAUACCAAUGACAAUGGUGGAGAUGGAAGUGGUGGUUGUGGAGGAGGAGACGGUGGUGGUGGUGGCUCACUAGGCAUGUCGAUGAUAAAGACAUGGCUGAGGAAUAAUCCGGUGGCUAAUGUUGAGCAUCAAGACAAUGGUAAUGGUGCAAGAGGCUUGUCCCUCUCUAUGAACUCAUCUACUACUUGUGAUGGCAAUAACUACACCAAUAAUGAGGUCGUUGUCCAAGAGAAGACCGUUGUUGAUGUUGUAGAAGCCACACCCAAAAAAUCUAUUGAGAGUUUUGGACAAAGGACGUCUAUAUACCGCGGUGUUACAAGGCAUCGGUGGACAGGAAGAUACGAGGCACAUUUAUGGGAUAAUAGUUGCAAAAGAGAAGGCCAAACUCGCAAAGGAAGACAAGUUUAUUUAGGAGGUUAUGACAAAGAAGAAAAAGCAGCUAGGGCUUACGAUUUAGCCGCACUUAAGUAUUGGGGAACCACCACCACUACUAACUUCCCUAUGUGUGAUUAUGAGAAAGAGGUAGAAGAGAUGAAGCACAUGACGAGGCAAGAGUACGUUGCCUCUCUGCGCAGGAAAAGCAGUGGUUUCUCUCGUGGUGCAUCGAUUUAUCGAGGGGUAACAAGGCAUCAUCAACAUGGAAGAUGGCAAGCUAGGAUCGGAAGAGUUGCCGGUAACAAAGACCUCUACUUAGGAACUUUUGGCACACAAGAAGAGGCUGCAGAGGCAUACGACAUUGCAGCCAUUAAAUUCAGAGGAUUAAGCGCAGUGACUAACUUCGACAUGAACAGAUACAACGUUAAAGCAAUCCUCGAUAGCCCGAGUCUUCCUAUCGGUAGCGCCGCAAAACGUCUCAGGGACGUCAAUAAUCCGGUUCCAAGUAUGAUGGUCAGUAGUAACCUUUUAGAGAGUGAAAAAGUCUCUAGCUAUUGGCAAAACGCUGCGCUUCAGCAUCAUCAGGGAAUGGAUUUGAGCUUAUUGCAGCAACAUCAAGAGAGGUACAAUGGUUAUUACAAUGGAGGAAACUUGUCUUCGGAGAAUGCUAGGGCUUGUUUCAAACAAGAGGAGGAUCAACAACAUCUCUUGAGCAACUCGCCGAUCAGCCUCAUGACUCAAAUCGAUCAUCAUAGUCCUGCUUCGGAUGAUUCGGUUACUGUUUGUGGAAAUUCCAAUAUUGGUUAUGGUGGUUAUCAUCAAGGAUUUGCAAUCCCGGUUAAUUGUGAUGCCUACGUUGCUGCUGAGAUUGCUUACAACGCAAGAAACCAUUAUUAUUUUGCUCAGCAACAGCAGCAGAUUCAGCAGCAGUCGCCGGAAGGAGAUUUUCCUGUGGCGAUUUCGAAUAAUGUUGGCUCUAAUAUGUUCUUUAAUGGAGAAGGUGGUGGAGAAGGGGCUUCAACGUUUACAGUUUGGAAUGACACUUAAGACUUUUUUUUUGGAGGAUCUUUAGUUGCUUGCUUUGUGUGUUGUGAACAGUUUGAUUCUGUUUUUUUUUUCCCCCAUUUUUUGGGUAAGUUUCUUAAUUAU
Messenger RNA from Eutrema salsugineum, 1938 nucleotides. Its product is annotated as AP2-like ethylene-responsive transcription factor BBM. Gene Ontology annotation, biological process: regulation of DNA-templated transcription. The record is from RefSeq and is a predicted model, not a curated record. Lineage: Eukaryota; Viridiplantae; Streptophyta; Magnoliopsida; Brassicales; Brassicaceae. Gene Ontology annotation, molecular function: DNA binding; DNA-binding transcription factor activity. The transcript is spliced from 9 exons. Bases 91 to 1836 code for a protein of 581 amino acids.